AUUUAGCAUACUUUCCUUUUAAGAAAACACUUUAAAACUGUUUACUGUGCCAUAGGCCGGUCGUCUUUGCAUUUUCCAAAGAGGUUUUAUUCGUGCAGACUUAGUUGAGACCACAGAACAAACUUUGCGCAUUGCUUGCCGAGUUUCUGAAAACAGGACCGUGGUGGACUCACGCAGUGGCGAAAUCGCCAAACUUGGCUCAAAUUUCGAAAUUCAAAUCGUUAGAAUUUAAGCUUUCUAAAGGGUUUUCGUGCCGGUAAGACCUCUUUUUACAUGGAAGUUUUGCAAAUAAACCCCUUUCUACCAUUACCGAGCCAGUUCUAACAAAGCUACUCGCGGGUUAAACUAAAAAGUAGGACGCCAAACUGACCCUGUUAAAACACAAGUGCAAGUAUCUUUUUGAAAGCACGGGUUCCCUUUGUGCCAUCGUGUUAUAGCCUCUCAUCGUUGUAGUUUAGACAAAAAUCAUAGUCAUGGACGUUCCUUUUUUUUGGAGUUCUUGUAUUGAUUCGAAUUUUGUGUCAAAAGUGUGGUUAUGAGCACGCUCAGCUUAGUGCUUACGGAAGACCCCGUUGUCCCCACGUAUCCCUUUUCGUUUGAAAACGCAACCUUUUUGUUACGGAUACGGGUAUCGUCCACACGGAAACGCGAAAACGAUGACCGAAAACGGAACGAUUUGAAAGCGAUUUCCAGAGUGAAACAAUUUGAAAACGAUACCCUUUCGUAGCCGUGGGACGGCCGAAAACGGAACCUUUCGGAAACGAUGGCAUGAUAACUCAGGUCAGUCCACUUGGCGCGCGAGUGCGCAUGCGCUGUAGAAAUUGUUAUCGUUUUCAUCGUUUCUGCGUUUUCGUGGGGACGGGUUGUUUCAAAAUGAAAACGCUUCGUGUGGACGCGGAUCUUUUUGAAAACGGAACAAAAAGGUUGCGUUUUCAAACGAAAACGGAUACGUGGGGACAGGGUCUAACAAAACAAUGGGGCACUUUUUUUCCGGAGCCUAGCUCUGUUGUGCUUUCCGUAUGUGGAAGUUGAUCAUUUUGCACUGCUGGCAAGCGUUUUUUCGCUAUUAUUCUUUGCUUAUACUGCUUGCGAAAACCGUGAUCCCUAUAUGUGCAAGCCUAAAAAUAAAUCUCCAAGUCACACAAUAUGACUGCUAUCUCUAAAGAAAUUUUCGUUAGCAGAAUUCCCUUUUAUCAAUUUGUUACCAAAAAGAAUAAGAUCUAAAGUUGAGUAAAAAAACCGCUAAUAAAAUUUCCGAAAUUAUGGAUGGUCUGGUUAGUUGUGUGAUAUAUGCUUGUCGUACAUCGUGUACCCCCCCCCCCUCCCCCCCCACAACCACCACCACCACCAUCACCACGAAUAAGACGCGCUUGGGGGGAGGGGCGCUGAAUUUCUUUGUGUUCUGUUCUUCUAUAUACUGAUGAGCGUGCAACCGACUCGUUAAGGCGGUGUCAAGAUGAUUCUAUUACUUUAGAUUUUGCUGAACAUAUCACAUCAUUUUCCCUUAAAACUAAUGUUGUAAUAUUAACUAUUUACAUAACAAGUAGCAAGAAAGAGGUACAGGGUGGUCAAGGGUAUUUUCGUGAACGAGAUUUGGCCAUUUUUCACCCUACGAGAAACGUGAAAAUCGUCCAAUUCGAUGUCCGUGAAACGUGAUUUGAGGAUUUAAAACGCAAUUUUUUGGUCCGCGAAACGUGAUAAAACCAUUUUGCCCGGUCCGUGAAACGUGAACCAUACCCCCUCUUCACCAGCAUGGGGGUAGAGUUUCUUGGCUUGUGUGAAUGCGGAACAAGUCUAAAUACUCACCCCUGUGUGAGAGUCUUGUGACUCUUGCCACCCACGCGUAACUAAAUAGAUUCUUGCAGAUCAAAAAUGCAUGACGAUGCUCUAGAAUUUUAUUGGAUCAGGUCUUGUUGACAGGAUUUUAGAAAUUCUUUCCCACGGUCUAGAAUUAAAAUGGAAAGCCUUCUAAUAAGUCGCAUUACUGUGAAAUCUUUCAGACCAGCAAAUAAUAGUGCCCCCCCCCUCCCCUCAAAUGUCCCGUCGAAAUACAAACUUAUCGGCUUAAACUACCGAAAGAACUUAAAAAAUGCCAGUUCCUUGAUCAAAAUCGUAUACGCUUCCUAUUAAAUGAAACUCAGUUGAGUUCACAGUCUCUCGUACAUCGAAUGUCGUCCUUCAUCUUUGGAUGUUCUCGCUAGAGAUCUUUCAUCCAGGCCCUAAUAAUCUAAGGGCAAAUAUUUUUUAUUUCCCUUCUAGCCAAUUUCCUUGUUUUUGUUCUGACGUGACGGCAUAACGCCUUAUUAAUUUAUUGAAAUUCAAGUCACUCAAAAACACUCCGUUGUGAUACACGCCACUUUCAAACAGCCCUAGACGCGACAUUUAGUUGGUAACCGCGCUUUUUGAAUUUGCGACCGCGCUUUGAGGUAGUUAGUUAUUAACUGACCUGACAGGAUCGCGAGUCACGAAGGCCGCAGCCAAGCUACCGAAUAAAACCCUUGUUUUAAAAGAAGUGUUGAUAGAUAUACGUAUCCUAUUGCGACAUUUGGAUACCUAAAAUGCUUACGUGAUUAAAUUUUACAAAGAAACGAUCAAACACGCAAUUGAGCAAGAAUGUAUAGCGUCACUGUAAACGGUCCUAUUGAGUGAUGGCGGAAGCGCGGCGAACUACCUACACGACUUCCGAUUAAAAUUUUAGUCUUGUGGAAGUUUUCCUGGUUUAUUGUGUAGCUAAUCCAUAACGUAUAUAUAAUUGUCUCUUAGAAUCUGUGUUCAUAGUUUUGGGAGAUUGCGAAUUUUCGAAGUAGUAGCUCGUUUUAAUAUCGCCCUUGAGCGCAAAGAAAUGGCUACCGCGAACGCUGAAGCAAAACACUUUGAGAUUUUAAAAGGUCUCUGUCGUGUUUGCGGAAAACGGUUGAAGAAGGCAAAAAGCCUCUAUGCCCAAAGCUUUGCCUGCGGCAGUUUCAAAACAUUGCUCGAGGUCAAAUUUGGCAUCAAUGUCGAGAAGGAUGACCCCUAUAUUCAUCCGAUGCGCUUUUGUAAGUUGUGUCGUCUCGCAACAACUGACAAGGCUCCCAUAAUCUGGGAGAUUCACCGGGAAGAGGACUGCCCAACGUGCGCCUUAGAAGAGCAAAUUCAAAAAGGCGGUAGGCCGAAGAAAGCAAAGCGAGGCGGAGCGAGAGGGCAGGCUAAAAACUCCGCUUGGGAAGAGACGACAAACGCGGGUUUAAAAGCACAACUAAUCGCGCGCGUCACCGAGCUUAGUGCCUCUAUGAACACACUAAGGGACCACCGAUUCACCGAGCGCUUUGACUUUUUCGAAACGAAAAAAGAAGAGUUUCAUUGCGCUAUUUGCCUAGACGUCCUCGAAAAGCCUCUGUCAUCAAAGUGCCAGCACAGUUGCUGCUCGGACUGCUGGAAAUCUGCGUUCGAGUUGGGGGAAAAACACCCAGCAUGUCCAAUAUGUCAAGAGACGCUGGCGGACCCUAAUGACCUCCAGCGCGCACCGCUUGUUUUAAUCCAGCUUUUAGAGGGGUACCUGGUUAAAUGUAGGGCAUGUGGUACCCGAUUGCCUUAUCACCUGUGCAACAGCCAUCCCUGUCCCCCGAGAAAGCGCCAGCGUGCGAAUAGCCCCGUCCCUGCCGCUGCUGUUGUGCUAGAUCCUCAGACCCGAACCCUCGAGCAGAUGUUAAACGAGGUCCGCACUGGCCUCGUUUCCCCUGAUGUUGCGCGACUUGGGAAUUUGAUUGUGAACACAAUCUGCAAGAAUUCGGAGGAUGGGAUAACAGCCCGAUUGCCUGGAUCUGGAAAGCCAACCGUGGUCAUGAAAAUACCUCAGGCACAGGCCUCCAGCAGUGUUGUAAGUGUAAGGCAGAAACAAAGACGGACUAAAGCCCUUAUACAGGUCGGCGAAGUAGUCAGCAAAGGUGAAAUGGACCUUCACACAGUUGAGGUCCUCAAAAGGAAAAAUGCCGAGGAGCGAAAGCAACUGUUAAAGGAUGUUCUUGGAAAAGAACUCGUUUUAGAAAUCCCCAAAGGAGACUCCUUGGCCAUGAAGGCGGAUCUUGGUGUUACAUGGUACAAGCUCAACAAACUAAGGGGCUGGUUUUCUAAUUGGGGCAUUCAGAUGGAAAGUGAGAAAAAGCAGCGGGCACAGAAGAAGGAACAAGUGGGAGACAACUUGGCUGAUGAAGACUUCCCAAUGGAGCACUCAAGGAGAGAGGGGAGAAAAUAUAUCACUGUCAUCAAACAGACACCGUGUGCGUAUGUGGAUGAUCUAAAGGGACACAUCAUAAAAUACAUUGAUGACAAUAACAGUGCUGGCCUUCUAACAUGGCACGGUGGCAACAUACCAGAAAACUCUGUCUUUUUGAAGCUAGGGGGUGACCAUGGGCAAGGCAAUAUGAAAUUCGCCUUUCAAUUAGCCAAUGUGGAUAAGCCAAACUCUAGCAAAAAGACAGUAGUUUUCUGUGUGUUCGAGGCAAAGGACACCAGGAACAACCUGAGAGCAGCAACACAAAGAUACAAAGAACAGCUUGGGGACUUGGAAUCAUUGCAAUGGCGUGACAAAAAGAUCAAAUUGUUUCUCUUUGGUGACUUUGAGUUUCUCUGCAAGUUCCUAGGAAUAUCUGGUGCAAGUGACAGAAAAUAUCGAAAAGAUCUGUAGUGUGGUGGUAAAUGUAGUGGAAGAGCACAGCCCAGCAUUGCGUGGAGAAGCAAUGGCUGUCAAAAAAAAGUUCCAUGAACUCUUCACCUUGUUUGGCUCAGUCCACUUUCUAUAUAACAGCAGUGCUCCAAUGAAUACAGCUCAGCUCAGAAUUCUAGGUAUUAUUUGAGUUCCACAAGCUUUGUAAAGAGAGAAAAAUAUAAAUCAACAGUCUAACAAUUCUGUUUCUUGUUUCUCCACAGAAAAUGGCAUCAAAGAAUUCGCUGCAUUUUACCGAGCCACAUUUCCAGAUGAGACCUUUCCCCCAAAGUUCCAUAUGUUAGAAGUGCAUGUAGUAGAUUUCAUCCGGGAAUGGAAGUUUCCUUUAGGCUUUUUCGGCGAGCAGGGUGGUGAAUCAAUUCAUCAUGAACUCAACCAGUUGAAUCGUGAAUUCAGCUCGAUCCACCCUGCGUCGCGUCGGCUACGAAAAA
Molecule: messenger RNA, 5136 nt
Organism: Nematostella vectensis (starlet sea anemone)
Lineage: Eukaryota; Metazoa; Cnidaria; Anthozoa; Actiniaria; Edwardsiidae
Exons: 6
Coding region: 2843-4666 (607 amino acids)
Molecular function (GO): metal ion binding
Source: RefSeq, a predicted model, not a curated record